AUGUCCGGCUAUAAGAUGCAACCUCAUUGCCUAGAUCUCGGGCCUCCCCAGCUGCUCCAGACUACAUUGAUGCUGGUAUUUCGACAGCGUCUGGAUCAGGUGCUCCUCAAGCAAGCGUUUUGGCAGCUACUGGUGACUCACCCGGUCCUUCGGAUGAGAUUGAACAUUCUACGUACAGGGUAUUUCCCGUCUUCAGACCUGCAAGAAUGCUGGAAGAUAGGAUACGCCGAUAAAAGGCUUAGGGAAUAUUUCUCACGCGAUAAAUCCGGGGCGUGGCAGUUGACACCGGGUGGGAGAAACGGCAUUCAUGAGCUUUUCCGAUUCUCCGACUCCUGGUGGUUUCGAAUAAACCCGCCCGCUAUUCAAAUAAGAUUAGUUUUGCUGGAGGAUGGGUGUCUCAUGAACUUUGUCGUGCAGCAUUCUCUGUGCGAUGCGACAGGGAUGCUGGAUAUUCUUCACGAGUACGUGGCACUCCUCCGUGGUAAGCCAAUUGGACUACGCAGUCAGCGACCACAGUCUUUGAGGCUUAAGAAAGAGGUUAAUGGCAAGAGAAAGGCUUUGCCCAACUCCGGGGAGCUCCUCACGGCAUUCAAAGACCAGUACGGUUUUGGCAUACUAGGCCUGGUCUGGUAUGGCCUCCUGACAUGGAUCUAUCUACUAUUUAGGCACUCGAAUCCGCGAUCAGAGCAGACAGUGCAUGUUCCGGGGAGUGUCAUAGACCGAGUUAGUGAGCUAGCAUUAGAGAAGGAGAUUAAGGUCACCCGAAAUGACCUCCUGAUGGCUACAUUACUCCAGGCCUCCCAAAAAGUAUUUGGACAGGGCAACUUUGCCUUCGGAUUCGUCCUCAGCGUCCGGAAAGACCUCGACUGUCCCGAGGACACCCUACAUAAUCCCUGGUGGGUCAUCUUACUACCUUCCCACAUAAUGAACAGGUCCAGAAGCGAAAAGAAAUGUCUAAAUCCCCAAGCCAGAAUUCUUGAGCUUGCUUCGAAAAUCCGCGAAAUCAUCAUUGUAUCCCGCAGUCCUGAUUGCAUGCGUGCUUUUCUGGCCCACUACGAAAACCAGGGCAUGUUACCGAUAUAUCCACGGACGGCCCCUCAUUUCCCGAAUAUUAUCGUAUCGUCGUCGAAUCAGCUCAACUUCCAAAGUCUGGGCUUCCCAGACGAAAACGGGAGAUAUGUCCGACCUGGUUAUGUUGAGUUGGAUGUUCAGAUGUCAAGUUACAUCUUAGAAUGGGGAUUAAAUCAUAAUGACGUAGUGACCACGUUGAGUGACGGGCUGGGUGGGUUUUAUGUACAUGGGACGUGUCACAUGGAGCUAUGGGAGGAGCUGCGGAGAUGUACAUCCUGUCCUACGUGA
This is a messenger RNA of Aspergillus steynii IBT 23096, 1359 nucleotides long. RefSeq lists its product as uncharacterized. Bases 1 to 1359 code for a protein of 452 amino acids. The transcript has 4 exons. Lineage: Eukaryota; Fungi; Ascomycota; Eurotiomycetes; Eurotiales; Aspergillaceae. The record is from RefSeq and is a predicted model, not a curated record.